UGCGCGUUGGGAGAGGGGGGCGUGGCCGAUGACUCCUCAGGUGCAUAUCCGGUCUCACGGACUGAAGGUGUGGCGGAACGCGCGGCCGGACGUCCAGGACAUUGAACGCAGCACACAGCCAAAGCCCUGGUGAGUGUUUGCAUACGAGGCCGAUGAGGUCGACUCGUGUUUCAUCCUCCUAGUUUGAACACUCACUGAGCCGGAAGCUUAACUACGAACGCGUCGUACUUCCCCACAGAAGAAGUCCCCUUGUUGCCAUGGCGUCUCUAUGGGACGACUUGGAAAGUCUGGCGAAUUCUCCGUCAUCCUUCACGGCGCCGACCGGGGAGCGAGGAACCAUCAAGCCCAAAGCCGGGUUCAAUGCCGGAGACGACGUCGCUGCGCUGAGGAACGCCAUCGAAGGACUCGGCACCAAAGAGAAGAUUUUGAUUGAGAUCUUGACCCGUCGGAGCAGCGCCCAGAGGCAGCUCCUCUGUGAGGCCUACAAGGAAGCCACUGGCAGAACGCUGGUGGAGGACCUGAGAGGAGACACCAGCGGAGACCUGGAGGAGCUGCUGGUGGCGCUCGCCACUCCGCCCGCUGCCUUCGACUGCCACCAAGUGAUGAAGGCCAUGAAGGGCGCCGGGACCAACGACGGCAUCUUGAUCGAGAUCUUCGCCUCCAGAUCCAACCAGCAGAUCAGAGCCCUGACGGACGCGUACCUGAAAGAAACGCAGAAGAAGUUGACCCUCGACCUCAGGGGGGAGAUCUCUGGAGACUUCGCCGAGGCGCUGCUGCUCCUGGCCGAGGGCAAAAGGGACGAAAGCGCCGCGGUAGAUGCGGAGAAGGCAAAGAAAGACGCCAAGACCCUCUACGACGCCGGGGAGAAGAAGUGGGGAACGGAUGAAUCCAAAUUCGUCGACGUCCUCUGCCGGAGAAGCGUCCCCCAGCUGAGACAAACUCUGCUCGAAUACAAGAACGUCAGCGGGAAGACCCUGCAGCAGAGCGUCGAGGGGGAGAUGUCGGGGGCGCUGGAGGAGCUGCUGGUGGCCAUCGUGAAAUGCGUGAAGAGCGUGCCGGCCUACUUCGCCGAGCGCCUGCAUGCGAGCAUGAAGGGCGGUGGAACAGACGAGUCCACUCUGAACCGGAUCAUGGUGAGCCGGUCUGAGAUCGACCUGCUGGACAUCAGAGCCGAGUUCAAGAAGCUCUACAAGUGCUCGCUGCUCUCUGCCAUCAAGUCGGACCUGUCCGGCCUGCAUGGGGACUGUGUGGAGGCCAUCUGUGGAGGAGACGACUGACACUCCACCCGAACUCCGCCCGAGGAGGACAGCGGCUCCCUCUGUAACUUUACUCUGAGGAACUAACCGACGGCUUCAUCAGCGGAGCGAUUCAAGCGGUUUUAAUCAGAGUUCUGUUGUGUUUCCGUCCGACUCCAAGACGAAAGCUGUGUGGAGGAGAUGAGGAGGGACGUCGGCGUGUUGUCUUCAUUAAAGGAAAAUACUUCCUGA
Molecule: messenger RNA, 1487 nt
Organism: Gasterosteus aculeatus aculeatus (three-spined stickleback)
Lineage: Eukaryota; Metazoa; Chordata; Actinopteri; Perciformes; Gasterosteidae
Gene: anxa3a
Product: annexin A3a
Cellular component (GO): vesicle membrane; plasma membrane; nucleus
Molecular function (GO): phosphatidylserine binding; calcium ion binding; phospholipase inhibitor activity
Source: RefSeq, a predicted model, not a curated record